UCUCACUAACAAUUCUCUUCUUCGCAGACCUCUCCUCGAUAUGACAUCAGGAGGAGGAGGAGGAGGAGGAGGAGGACGAGGAGGAGGAGUGGUAGUGGACGUGGUGGAGGAAAUCAUUCUUCGGUGCCAGCAGGACAUCGUUAACGCCCUUGGGAAUGGGAACAUCGGGAAUGGGAACGUGACGGGUGGCAGCAUGAGCCUUGCGGAACACCUCCCUACCUCUGCGGGAAGCCACCAGUCCACUGACGCCCCUGGGAUGGCUACGGAAGGAGGAGUGAUGGCAGGACACGAAGAUUACGAAGGAUACCACGUGGGUCCUUCGGUUUAUCCUACAGUCCCUCCUACAGGACAAUUUUACCUUGAGGGCUACAGCAUUUGCGACCACUGUAACUUCACUGAAGGGGAUAUAGAGGUGCUUUUAAACUCCGGCACCUGCACGCCCUCUGAUUUCUCCUCCUACAUGCCUCUAAUCUACCAAAUGUACACUUGUAUUUUCCUUAUAGCGCUUCUAGGCAACAUUUUAGUUCUGUACACUGUGGCCGCUAACAGGAAAAUGCACACGGUUACCAAUCUUUUCAUCGCUAACCUGGCCGUGGGUGACUUGCUUAUCAUGGUCUUCUGUGUCCCGUUCAGCGUCGCCUCCAUCAUUGUCCUCCAGUACUGGCCGUUCGGAGAGGUGCUGUGUGUCUUCGUUAAUUACUCCCAGGCCGUGUCAAUCUUCGUCUCGGCCUACACGCUGGUGGCCAUCAGUCUGGACCGCUACCUGGCCAUCAUCUACCCGCUCCGGCCCCGCAUGACCCGCUGCCAGGCCAAGGUUAUUAUAGCAGCCGUGUGGUUCAUGGCGCUAGUCACCACACUUCCCAUCGCUGUCUUCUCCCGCCUGGACCCCACUGAUCUGCGCGUGUAUCAGUGGUACGGGCGCGAGGUGUGCCGGGAGGACUGGCCCAAUGAAGUGCUGAGGAAGUACUACACGAUGAGUCUUAUGGUGCUUCAGUACUUCCUGCCUCUCCUCGUGCUUAUAUUCACCUACUCCAGGAUCGCAUGCAAGGUGUGGGGGUGUCGGUCUACCAGUUUCUCUCACUCAGGAUGUAACACACAGAUGACGCUCGUGGCCGCCCCGGAGACAGAUCGAGGACUACUGAGGACAAAUGCCAGCGAUCACUCCCCAGCCAAGAUGAUACGCCUGACUCUGGCUGUGGUUCUUGUUUACUCCCUCUGCUGGCUGCCCUUCAACAUCCUCAUGGUAAUAUUGGACUUCGUGGAGGAGGCAGGCUUCUGGACCCACACCCACCACGUCUGGUUCAUCUGUCACUGGCUGGCCAUGUCCCACGCCUGCUACAACCCGCUUAUUCUCUGCUGGAUGAAUACAAAGUUCAGAGAGGGGUACCUACUGGCUCUCUACCGCCUCCUCCCCUGCUGUCGCUCUCGCCUCUCUCACUCCCUCCUGCAGCUCAGACAGACAGCGGGCUUGCAAAGGGCGUACACUUCAAGCACUAGGGCAUCACGUACGCAGAGGUACAGUGCUGUUUACCUGGAGUGUCAGGUGAGGGAGAACAACGGUGAUGUCACUCCAACAGUACCUAUCCACCACCACCUAGACCUCCCCGACCCCCUCCACCACCACCACCUGCACCACAAGCCACCACCACCGCCACCACCACCAAAAGCACAGCCACAGCCAUGGGAGUCUAAGCUAUAGGUUAUAUUGUGGCGGUUGAUGUUCGUGUUGUUAUCGUUGUUAGUCUUAAAAAAGGUGUUAUUUAUGUGUGUUUUUUUUUUUAUAUAUAUGUGAAAAUUGUCACUGUCAUGUUUCUCUUCCAUUAUUGUCGAUAUUACGUCGUGUCAUCACCACUAUCACCACCACCAUCACUAACCAUUACCACCACCAUCGCUUCCUAUCAAACAUUCCAUAUAUUUUCAUUGCUGUAAUCAUUUUCACUAUUCCCCCCCCUCUCUCUCUCUCUCUCUCUGCGUGUGCGUGCGUGCGUGUGUGUGUGUGUGUUUACAUAUUACAUCCCCCUCUCCGUUUACUCUCUCCUUCCUUCCAUCCUUCCUACCUUCAUUUCUCUAAGUAUCUCAUUUCACUCUUUUACUUUCCCUCCCCUUCCUUCUCCCCUCUUCCUAGCUCCUGCCUCCUAGCUAAUUAUCUCCCUCCCCUCUUUCAUUCCACGAUGGUUGGCUCAAGGGGAAGGGUAGAAUGAAGAGGGGAAGAGGAGGAUAAAGAGGGGAAGAGGACAGGUGAAAGGACAAGUGUGAGGAUUAACUGGGGAAACACACGCAAGAAGAGGAAGGGAAGGGAAAGGAAGGGAAGGGAAGGGAAGGGGGAAGACAGCUUUUGUACAGGUAAUGGUAAUAAUUGUCCUACCUGUAAUUAGUGGCCAGAUAAAUUCCACUCCUGCUGCUGUACUACUGAUGUGCACCUGUAAUGAGAGGAAAGAUGGAACAGGUGAAUUCAGGUACAUGAUGGUACAAAAAUAUACAGUUUCGAUUUUGGAAGAAAGGAGAGAAUUGGGUAUCAAAAAGCCAUACGUAUGUUGAAAUUUAUAUAUAUUUUUCACUAGAUAAAGUGGAAACAAAAGAAAAUAUCGGGUAAAUUCAAGUAAAUGACAAUAUAAGAAUUUUUUGGUUACGAUAUUGUUAAGAAGAAAAAAAAAAAAAAAGGUUUGUACGUAUGAUGAAAUUUACAUACAUUUUUUUUUUCUAGCUAAAAUGAAAAUGAAAGAAAAUGGCAGGUAAAUUCAGGUAAAUGACAGUAUAAUAAUCUUUUGUUUCGCUAUUGGACAACUCAUAAAGAACGUGUACAGUGUGUAGAAGAAGCUGAAAUUUACAUAAUCUGAGUAGAAUAAUUAUGAAAGAAGGGAACAGGUAGAUUCACAGGUACACAGAAACAUUACAACUAUAGUUACUUUUAAAAUUCGAUUACUAAUACAUAAAAGAUAGUACAUACACACUGAGCUGAAUUUCGUAUGUAAUUAUAAAACAGAUAAUGAAGAAAGAGGACAAGUACAUUUAAACUAACGAAGAAGAGACAAACAUAAACACAACUAAACUACCAACUACUUUAUAAACCCUCAGGUAAAAUAAGUCAUGUUUACUUGUUCAUCUACUUUGCUUUAAUCCAUCACCUCUCCACCUAGCUUUAUGUGGAGCAACAGACACAAUCACAAAGACACUCCACUCAGUCAUCCACACGUUUAGAUACAUUUAACUCUCAAGCUUUUCUAUUUAUUUUUCUACUUUGCUUUAAUCCAUCACCUCUCCACCUGGCUUUAUGUGGAGCAACAGACACAAUCACAAAGACACUCCACUCAGUCAUCCACACGUUUAGAUACAGGCUUUCCUAUUUAUUUUUCUACUUUUCUUUCAUCCAUCACUUUUCCACCUGGCUUUAUAAUCGGCAAAAUGAAAAUUCGAAACUAAGUUGAUUUUACGAGUCUGACCUACAUACUUUUAUUUCUGGAAUUGCGUAGGCCUAAUAUUAGGUUUAUUGUUCUAUAUGGAGCACCAAUCUAUGAGGUUUUAAAUUACAUUAACCUUAUACCCGGGAAAGGGAAUUCAUAGGCACCGGCAGGCCUACAUAUUUAUAGGUAGAAUAGGCCUAUGGUUGUU
Molecule: messenger RNA, 3609 nt
Organism: Scylla paramamosain (green mud crab)
Lineage: Eukaryota; Metazoa; Arthropoda; Malacostraca; Decapoda; Portunidae
Product: RYamide receptor-like
Exons: 8
Coding region: 41-1699 (552 amino acids)
Biological process (GO): neuropeptide signaling pathway
Cellular component (GO): plasma membrane
Molecular function (GO): neuropeptide Y receptor activity
Source: RefSeq, a predicted model, not a curated record